Orussus abietinus is the source of this 7715-nucleotide messenger RNA. It is a transcript of the gene sdk, whose product is annotated as protein sidekick. Gene Ontology annotation, cellular component: axon; plasma membrane. Gene Ontology annotation, biological process: cell-cell adhesion; axon guidance. Bases 1101 to 7715 code for a protein of 2204 amino acids. The record is from RefSeq and is a predicted model, not a curated record. Gene Ontology annotation, molecular function: protein binding. NCBI's taxonomy places the organism in Eukaryota, Metazoa, Arthropoda, Insecta, Hymenoptera, Orussidae. The transcript has 33 exons.
CCGUCGAUCGCGCGUCAGUUCUCGUCGGGCAAGUGCCGCGUCGCGACGCAAUCGUCACGUGUCAGGUUUAAAACAAAUACCGUGCGGUUCUUCCCGAGAACUUUCGAUUCUUCGAGUCGACGAGAGCGGGUGACGCGACAAGGUUGCCAGGUCGUACCCCCAGGUGAGCAGAAGCGUUACCUGCGCUCGAAAGGAGCAACGCUGGCGCGCGCGAAAGUCGAUCCAAAGAGGAGUUUACUCGCAUCGAGUGAAAAAGUGACAUUCCCAAGUGCGCUCGAAAGUGUAUUCCUUCGACCGCGUCGAAGAAACUCCCCUUGGUAGCGCGACUUCGCUCGCCGAUCUCUCGCCCUCCCGAUAUUCCGGGCGAAAUACGACGCCGGGAAACGAAUCGCGUACACCUUUGCGUACGGUUUCGUAGCGGCAGGAAUUACCGAGGAAAAGUCAACCGACAUUCUCCCGGGGAACCAGGAAGAACGCUAACGAGAGUGAACGCCCACGAGCGUGAAACGAACUCCGCGCGUUGAGCGCAUCGACGCAUCUAGGGGAAAAGAGUUUCCUCGAUCCUCCCGCCGGCCGAUCUCCUUAAUGGGGAAAUGAAAAGGAAACAGCGAUCGCGUGGCCCGGACGAGGCGUCCACGGCGGCGAAUGGAUCGCUCGGUCGCCGCUGGCGAGAAGCGCGACUCGCUGGAUCGCGGCGUUGCCAGUUUGGAGCGGCCGACUCCAGGUGAACGUUUUCACCCCUCGCGUUCGACGUUACCCGAGGCCGGCGCGCGCUCGAGCGUCCGGUCCGGUCCUUGCUCCCGCGACCUUGGGUGUCGUUCGUCCCGACCCGAGUGAAUCGACUAACGCUACAUGCUCCGAGGAGCUCCCCGAAACCUUCAAAAUUACCCCGGGCCAUGUUACGUGCGCGUAAAUAAAUCACGCCGAGGGAACGGAGGGGAAACCGGCAAUGCCGUCGACCGCGCGAUCCUGGCGCUAACGGACGAGCGCCUGGAAAGGUAUAACAGGGGAACCUGGAUAUCCUCGAUCGACCGACCUUGGUCCAGGAUGCGAGGAAUGCGCCGGAGUCCUCGCGCGUAACGCGGCCCCGCGAGUUCGAGAUGAAGCGGCCGCGGCGCCGCGCGUCCACCGCCAACGCGCUCCUCGGCGCGUUCUUCGCGUGCCUCGCCACGUGCGCCUGCGCACCCGAAUCCCUUCAAGCACCUCGCUUCAUUACUCAACCUUCGAGCAGCGGCAACAUUCUCAGCGAGGGGAGGACGAAAAUUCUCCAAUGUCAAGCGGGAGGGUACCCCCAACCGAAGUACAGGUGGUUCAGGAAUGGACGACCCUUGAGCAACGAGCUCAUCUCCGAGCCUUAUUUUCGCAUUCAGAGCACCCAGAGGAGCGACACCGGCGUCUACUAUUGCGUCGCCACCAACGACGUCGGCUCGAUCUUCAGCGAGAGGAUUUCUUUCUCCGUUGCCUAUAUGGGAGUUUUCGACGACCUGACCGAACGGGAAUUGACCGUACAGUCAGGAAACGCGGCGGUAUUGGAACUUCCGCCGAUCGAUAGUCAUCCGAGUCCGGAAGUGAUUUGGUUCACCUCGGACAGACCUCUGUCUUACGAGAUCAAAUACGCGACGUCGCAUCACAUGCUCCUGAUCCUUAACGCCUCGGAAAACGAUCAAGGCUCCUACAGAGCGAAAGCCAUCAACACGCAGCUCGGGAAAGAGGAAAACAGCCCUUUCUUCAAGGUACGCGUAGUGGGCGACCCAAACGUGGAAGUUACGCCAAGUAUCGUCGUCAAACCUCAAGACACGCAAAUAAUCAAGGAUCAAGCCCUGACGUACUUGUAUUGCAUAGCUAAUGCCAGGUCGCUUCACGAACUGAGAACGAUAUGGCUGAAGGACGGAAUACCGAUUAGCAAUGCCAGGAUUCAGUACAUCUUCAAGGAUCCGUGGAAUCGGACUCUGGAACUAAUUUCGGCUAAUCUGACCUACACCGGGGUUUAUACGUGUCAGGUGGAUUUACGAAGCGGUGGUUACCCUACCAUCAAUGCCAGUGCUAAAGUGGUGGUACAUGAAAAACCGACGUUCAUUACGGAACUUAAACGGGAGACGUUGAGCGAUUAUGGUUCAACGGUCUCCUUACCCUGUGACGUCGUUGGCGUACCUCAGCCGAAAAUCAGCUGGUUCCAUAAUGCCGAACCGGUGGAUCAUUUACUGGGGACGAGGUACGAAUUGGAGGAAGAUGGGACGCUGAAGAUAAAAAAGCUGACAAUGGACGACUCCGGGAUGUUUCAGUGCCUUGCGUUGAACGAAGCAGGAGAAUCUUCCAGCUACACGUGGUUAAAAGCUAAAAAGAGAGAGGUUACCGGAAUCAGGAAGAGAGUGGUCCGAUGGACGGCCGGGUAUAACGUGGUUAGAGUUCGCCAGUCUGACCGCCGCUUUAAAUUCACUCAGUAUCCUGACACGUCGGUUCCGAUGAUGGAGGUCGCACCUCAAAAUCUCACCGUCUUGGACGGCAAAGACGCAACAAUGUCCUGUCGAGCCGUCGCUGCUCCAGUUCCGAAUGUCACUUGGUAUUACAAUGACACCGUGCCGGUUGAAGUCGCCGGCAGAGUACAACUUCUGGAAAAAGGAGACCUUCUCGUUGCCGCUGUCAAGCCUGGCGAUGCUGGAAAAUACACUUGCAUUCGGGCAAACGAAGCCGGCUCGGUUAAUGGAUCCGCUUACCUCGCGGUUCUCGUGCGAACGCAAAUAAUUCAACCGCCUGUGGACACUUCCGUUCUUCUGGGCCACACCGCGGAAUUACAGUGCAAAGUGUCCAGCGACCCGACGGUGCCUUUUGACAUCGCCUGGUUCCACAAUGCGCAGGUGAUCAAUACAAGAGCUAGUCCAAGAGUGAAAAUGAGGGAGGAUGGCGCUCUGGAAAUUACGGCUGUACGAGCUUCUGAUGUCGGGGAGUACACCUGUUCGGUUGUUUCUCCGGGUGGUAACGAAACUCGAAAUGCGAGGCUUAGCGUUAUCGAGCUUCCGUUUGCUCCGAUAAAUGUCGUGGCCACCCGGAUGGAGAAGAUUUCCCCUAGGACGAUAAAUGUCACUUGGGUUCCUGGGUUUGACGGCAACAGCCCGACGAAAAAAUUCAUUGUUCAAAGGAGGGAAGUCCCCGAACUCGGUCCAAUACCUGACCCUUUGUUAAACUGGGUGACCGAGCGCAGCAACGUGUCCGCACGGAGUCGUUGGAUUCUGUUAAACAAUUUAAAAGCCGCCGCGGCGUAUCAAUUUCGAGUGAGCGCCGUCAACAGCGUAGGCGAAGGAUCACCUUCCGAUCCUAGUAACGUCGUCGUCCUGCCACAGGAGCCUCCCUCUGGCCCACCUUUGGGCUUCGUCGGGUCGGCCAGAUCGUCGUCGGAAAUUAUCACCCAGUGGCAGCUACCAACUGAAGAACAUCGAAAUGGUCACAUCUUAGGGUACGUUUUGAGGUACAGACUGUACGGGUACAAUGACAGUCCUUGGACGGUACAGAACAUUACCAACGAGGCUCAAAGGAAUUACCUCAUUUCGGAUCUGAUCACGUGGAAGGACUACGUCAUACAAAUUGCUGCGUAUAAUGACAAAGGAGUCGGGGUGUACACCGAAGGUCUGAAAAUUAAAACGAAAGAAGGAGUUCCCGAAGCGCCGCCGACAAAGAUUAGGGCGAAAGCGCUGAACUCGACGGCGGUGAAGGUUUGGUGGAAACCGCCCAACCCUCAAAAAAUUAACGGAAUCAAUCAGGGCUACAAACUGCAAGCAUGGACCGGUGGUAAUUUCACCGAAGCUAACGAGUACAAGUCCAUGACCGUUCCCCCGAGCUUGUUGGAUCCUCUUGCCGAACAGAGUGCCAUUAUUACGGGCCUUAAAAAAUACACGCUGUACAACAUAACCGUGUUGUGCUUCACGGAUCCGGGAGACGGCGAGCGCAGCGAACACGCGGAAAUUCGCACGAGCGAGGACGUCCCGAGUGAAGUGGAGAAUCUUCAAUUUGACGACAUCAGCGAUCGGGCACUGACCGUAAGAUGGAAUCCACCUAAAGAGAUUAACGGGGUCCUCGUCUGUUACCAAUUGAAAUAUAUGAUCAAAGACCUGCCGGAGUCUUUGAAAGCUGAGAAUUUUACGGCCGACAUAUUGUCUACCAAAGUGGAACAUCUUCAGGCAACAACGCAUUACAGAUUUGAAGUAAUAGCUUGGACGUCGAAAGGACCAGGAAAAUCACGAGUGGCUACGAUUCAAUCCGGGGUGGAACCGGUGUUACCGAGACCUCCGACAAAACUCGCGUUAUCAAAUAUUGACGCUUUUUCUGUCGUUCUACAAUUUACCCCAGGAUUUGACGGGAACUCCUCCAUUACCAAGUGGACCAUUCAGGCUCAAACAACUCGCAACGCAACUUGGUACACGAUAUACGAAGUCUCGGAUCCGGACGCCAGCACGAUUACCGUCGAGGGAUUGAUACCUUUCAUGCAAUAUAAACUCCGUCUCAUAGCAAAUAAUGUCGUUGGUCCUUCCGAACCAUCUGAACCCACCAAAGAAUUUCAGACCAUUCAAGCUCCUCCGUCUCAUCCUCCCAGAAACGUGACAGUUCGAGCAAUGAGUGCUACGGAACUUAGAGUUCGAUGGAUACCUUUGCAGCAGAUCGAAUGGUACGGUAAUCCUAGAGGCUACAACAUUACGUAUAAGGAAUUACGUACCAAUACGACCAAGAGCAUUACUAUCGAAGACCACACUGCAAAUUCGUACGUCUUGGAAAAUAUGGAAGAGUAUGCACUUUACGAAAUAGCAAUGCAGUCUUACAACGACGUCGGGUUUUCGACCCUGAGCCCGAAAGCAGUUGAGAGGACUCGAGAAUCAGUCCCUUCGUCAGGACCCGUAGGUGUAGUGGCGAACGCUACCUCCUCGACAACGAUAGUCGUGAAAUGGGGUGAUGUACCUAUUGAACAUCAGAAUGGCCAAAUUGAGGGUUUCAAGGUCUAUUAUGGAUCGAACACUAGAUCGCCGUUUCAGUACAAAAAUAUCCCAAGCAAUAGUACAUUUACAACGACGUUAACGGAGUUGAGGAAAUUUGUGCAAUAUCACGUACAAGUGUUGGCUUACACCAGACUCGGGGAUGGAGCACUAAGUACCCCACCUGUGAGAGUACGAACCUUCGAAGACGCACCUGGCCCACCGUCAAACGUGUCCUUUCCGGAUGUGAGUUUCUCCACGGCUCGAAUUAUUUGGGACACCCCGGAAGAUCCGAAUGGAGAGAUUCUUGCGUAUAAAGUUAUGUUCCAUCUAAACAGUAGCCAGGACCAUCAGUUUUCGAAAGAAUUUCCAGCGUCCGACAGGACUUUUCGGGCAACCGGAUUGGAACCGGAGAUGUAUUACAUGUUCUCCGUUACCGCUCAGACGAGAUUAGGGUGGGGUAAAACCGCAUAUGCUCUUGUUUUAACAACAAAUAAUAGGGAACGCCCUCAGCCUCCAUCGGUGCCACAAGUCAGUAGAUCGCAAGUACAGAGCAGACAAAUCACUUUUAGUUGGACUCCAGGACGAGAUGGAUUUGCUCCGUUAAGAUACUACACCGUACAGCAGUCUGAAAAUUCAGGACCGUUUCAGACUAUCCCUGAGCGAGUUGAUCCUUCGGUGACCUCGUACACGGCAAAUAAUUUGAAGCCAUUCACAUUUUAUCAAUUUCGCAUUCAAGCGACCAACGACAUUGGCCCUUCGGCUUGGAGCUUGGAAUCCGUCCAAGUUCAAACUUUGCCCGCCGCUCCGUCCCGCGCAGUCACCGGGUUGAAAGUUGUGCCGAUCACGACAUCAAGCGUUGAAGUUCAUUGGAACAUGAUAGAUGAGAUGUAUUGGAGCGGAGACCAUGAGACCGGAGGAUAUCGUGUCGUCUAUCAGCCUGUAUCCGACUUUCCUACUGCUUUACAAGCGACACCUAAGGAAGAAAUAUUGGGGAUCAAGCAAACCAAAAUGGUCCUCGGUGAUCUGACCGAGGAUAGGAACUACGAGAUCGUAGUGGUGCCGUUCAAUUCAGAGGGUGACGGUCCACCGUCUCCUCCGGUUACGGUUUACGUCGGGGAAGCUGUACCUACCGGAGAACCACAGCACGUUAAGGCGGAACCAAUUUCUUCUACCGAGGUCCACGUCAAGUGGAAACCACCACAGCCUAACAUGCAGAAUGGCGACCUUCUGGGCUACAAGAUAUUCUACUUGGUCACUAAUUCUCCGCAAGACCUGGAAAUCAAGCAAGAGGAGGAGAUCGAGGUGGUUCCAGCCUCCUACUUGACACACAGUCUGGUAUUUCUUGAUAAAUACACGGAAUACCGAAUACAAGUUUUAGCAUUUAACCCAGCUGGAGAUGGACCGCGAUCUCCUCCGAUCACUGUUAGAACCAAACAGGACUUACCUGGGCCUCCCUCCAAUUUACAAUUUACGGAAAUUACGAUGACGAGCAUGCGAGUUUCCUGGGAUCCGCCAAAAAUGAGGAAUGGCAAAAUAGUGGGAUACAUAGUCGCUUAUGAAACUGCCGAGCAAAACGACCGUUUCAGCAAGCAGGUUAAGCAGAAAGUAUCGGAGACGAAUUUACUGGUACAGCCAUUGGAGGAGGAAGUGACGUAUACAUUUACAGUGCGAGCACAAACCAUUGACCUUGGACCUCCGAUAACAGGCAAUGUGACGACAGGACCUCAAGAAGGUUCACCGAUGCCUCCGACUGACCUCACCAUUGCUAAAAGUGUCUCCAGCGUGGAUCUUCACUGGGUAAACGGAGCUUCAGGGAAAGGCCCUAUUUUGGGAUACUACGUUGAAACCAGACGCAAAGACGAUGCCAGGUGGCAAACCAUUGUCCGAACCAGUAACGGGCCCUUGGUCGAGUACACGGUAUCCUACCAGAAUUUACUCCCGUCUACGUCGUACCUCUUCCGAGUGAUAUCCUACAACCGCUAUGGUAUAAGUUAUCCAGCUUAUUCGACCGACACCAUUUUGACGCCAUCAAAGUUGUACUUGGAAUAUGGCUACUUGCAGCACAGGCCCUUCUAUCGUCAGACGUGGUUCAUGGUGACCUUGGCAGCCACGUCGAUAAUAAUCAUCAUUAUGGUGAUAGCCAUACUUUGCGUGAAAAGCAAAAGUUACAAAUAUAAACAGGAGGCGCAAAAAACUCUAGAAGAGUCGAUGGCCAUGGACAUCGACGACCGGCAAGAGUCCGAUCUGGAGUUGUACAGGUCUCGACAAAAUGGCGGCGGAGGGACGAUGAGCAUAGCUAAUUCUUGCGGGACUCUGGGCAAGCGUAGCACCCUGGCUCGCAAAUCCAUGCAUCCACCACCUCCGGCGAUGAUGGGGAAAUCCCCUCCUAGACCUUCGCCCGCUUCCGUGGCUUAUCACAGCGACGAGGAGAGUCUCAAGGGCUACGAUGAAAAUCCGGACGACAGUAGCGUCACCGAGAAACCCUCGGAGAUCAGCUCGACGGAUUCUCAGGGCUCCGAGAGUGAAAACGAAAGCGUCCAGUCGGAUCCCCACUCGUUCGUGAACCACUACGCGAACGUAAACGACUCGUUGAGGCAAUCCUGGAAGAGGCAGAAGCCCGUGAGAAAUUAUUCCUCCUACACCGACUCGGAGCCGGAAGGAAGCGCAGUGGUCAGUCUGAACGGGGGCCAGAUCAUAAUGAACAAUAUGGCCAGAUCGCGAGCUCCGCUGCCAGGCUUCUCGUCCUUCGUAUGA